AUGAAGAUCAGACCCCUCCAUUCACCCCUCCUACUCUUUCUCAUCCCGACCAUCUCGUCUACUUUGGCCAAUCCCCUGCCGAAUUCUGGAGGUCAAUCUGAUUCUAAUUCCCUGACUAAGAAGGAUGCCAACACACCUGCUCCCUCUCCGUCCGACUAUUUAACUGAUAAACUAUUACUGAAAGCUCGACGCGCUGUUGCUGUUCCAUAUGAUGGGAAGGAUGGGAAACCACAUGCCGGACCUUGGGUGGAGACAAAUGCUGACCGGGAUCGCAAAAUAUUGAAAGAAUUAUCGGAUAAGCAGAACUCAGUGAGACCAGGUGGGACUGAUGCCCCAUUAGAAAACGUUGCCCCCGAUGGAACGUCAAUUCCUACCUCUAACGAUGGGGUCAUGGAUGAUCCGAAUCGACCUGGGCCAAAGGAGGGCACAAGGGGCACAGAGGGUGGUGUUUCCGAGAAGACCAAGGAAGUAAAGGUUGGAAUUGAGAAAAAGCCAGAUCCCCCAAAAGCAGCUCCGCCAUUGCCGCUCAGUGAACAGCAGAAGUUCACACCUGGAGAUAUCACUAAACCGAAGAAAGAAGCUAGUGACUCGAAGAAAGAUAAAGUCUUGGAGAAACCCCAGGAUUUACCAGAAUCACCACACAGUAUUCCUCUGCCCACACCGCCCGGCCGAUCUGGCAAGCCUCUGGGUUUUGACCAGUCAGCUCCUCCGACAUCUAAAUCUCACGACACGUACGCUGGACCUAGCAACGAAUUCGCACAGCCUCUGCAUUCGUUUGUCCUUUCCCUUACCAUGAUUAUAUUUUCCGAGGUGGGCGAUAAAACAUUCCUUGUUGCUGCGUUGAUGGCUAUGCGCCAUCCUCGCAUGGUGGUCUUUUCGGCUUCCUUCACUGCUCUUAUCGCAAUGACGGUGUUGUCCUCUAUUCUUGGCCACGCCGUCCCUACUCUCAUACCUAAAUCCUUUACCAAAAUUGUAGCCGGUGUCCUUUUCCUCUUUUUUGGCUUCAAGAUGAUUUUGGAAGCAAGGAAAAUGGCGCCAGAUGAGGGCGUGGGAAAGGAGAUGCAAGAGGUAGAAAUGGAACUGGAGGAGAAAGAACACCAACAACGACAAACCGGAAGGCAUUCGCCUGCCGGUCCCUAUGAGCUGGAAGCCGGUCGUGUCCCGCGUAAGAGUCGCUCAUCAAAUCACCGCCUUCCAUCACCCGAAAGUCUCUCAUCAGCAUCAUCCCGGGAUGCCUCCCCCUCCCACGGUAGGUCUGUAGGAAAUAUCAUGGUUGGCAUAAACAACUUGUUUUCCCUCUUGUUGAGUCCCGCAUGGGUUCAGACAUUUGUUAUGACUUUCCUUGGAGAGUGGGGUGAUCGGAGUCAGAUCGCUACAAUUGCCAUGGCUGCUGGCCAGGAUUACUGGUGGGUUACUUGUGGUGCGAUAACUGGACAUGGAAUUUGCACCGCAGCGGCAGUGAUUGGGGGGCGGGCUGUUGCAGGCAAAGUGAGCAUUCGCGUUGUUACUUUUGGUGGUGCUAUCGCGUUCUUCAUUUUUGGUUUCAUAUACAUGUUAGAGGCGUUUGUUCUUUGA
Molecule: messenger RNA, 1575 nt
Organism: Paracoccidioides brasiliensis Pb18
Exons: 3
Coding region: 1-1575 (524 amino acids)
Biological process (GO): calcium ion transmembrane transport; Golgi calcium ion homeostasis; Golgi calcium ion transport
Cellular component (GO): fungal-type vacuole membrane; Golgi apparatus
Molecular function (GO): calcium ion transmembrane transporter activity; manganese ion transmembrane transporter activity
Source: RefSeq, a predicted model, not a curated record